Molecule: messenger RNA, 4998 nt
Organism: Boleophthalmus pectinirostris (great blue-spotted mudskipper)
Lineage: Eukaryota; Metazoa; Chordata; Actinopteri; Gobiiformes; Gobiidae
Product: putative cytochrome P450 120
Biological process (GO): sterol metabolic process
Molecular function (GO): monooxygenase activity; iron ion binding; oxidoreductase activity, acting on paired donors, with incorporation or reduction of molecular oxygen
Source: RefSeq, a predicted model, not a curated record
CUCAGGAGAGAAUAAGCCACAGCAGCGGGGAAACAGCAGUAAUCUGACCCAGCGGAGACUCACAAAAGGUGGCGAUGACUUUUACGAAUGUGCCUUACGGAUGUGCAUGCUUCUAUUUAAAUCAGCUAUGCACAUGAGCCUAAAACUUUACUCUUUAGGCGGACUGAAUGUCGAAACUACCAGGAAAUGCGGGACUCACGGUGCUCGGGGAUAAGUCCCUGGAGUUCUACCGGGAUCCAGUGAGUUUUUACCGGCAGAGGAUGGAGAAACACGCGGCGAGAGUGUUCCAGAGCCGCCUCCUCAACCGAGCCACCGUGUUCGUGUGCUCCGUGCGAGGGGCCAGGGAGCUGCUUUGUGAAAAGUCCAAUAUUUUUCAAAAGGACCCCACAGAUUUGAUGACAAACAUGUACGGAGAUACGAUUGUCACCACCAAUGGUGAAGAGGCAAGUCUUCUCCGUCUGUCGUUUUCCAGUCUUUUCACAGGAAGUAGUUUAGAAUCAAUGAAGGCCUACAUAACCAGUGUGUGUGAGCAACAUCUGAAGGAUCUUUCACAAAGUGGUCGUCCAGAGUGUGCCUAUUCUGUGUUUAAGUCUUUGGGGACACACCUGGUGUUGGGACUCUUUCUGAAUGUUCUUCCAGAGGAACAGCCUGAACUUUACCAGGAAAUCUCUCAGCUCUGCACACAGCACUGGCACGGUCUAAUCUCAGCCCCCAUCAAUGUGAAAAUACCCAUGUGGUCGUCCGGCUUCUCCACAGCUCUCGAGGCCAGAGAAAAGCUCAUGGCUAUCAUUAAAGACAAACUGCAAAAUGACAAAAAUGGUUUUGUUGGCACACUGGGAUCCUUGCCUUUGCCUGACUCCAGCUCUGCCUCUCAGCAUCUUCUGCUGUUUAUCUCCGCUUUGAUCCCCAAAGCUCUGGCAUCUCUGCUCACCUCUUUUGCACUAGCACUCAGUGGCAAUGACCAGGCGGAAACCCGUAGAAAAGCAUUGCAGGAUCCUGAUUACUUACAGUUAGUAUUGCUGGAGGUCCAAAGACUAUGGCCUGCUUUCAUUGGUGGACGAAGGAUAGCAAGUCAGGACUGUACUAUCGCAGGCUUCCACGUCCCCAAAGACUAUGGUGCCAUCUACAUUAGCCAUGCAGUGCACCGGGACCCAGAGGUGUUCCAGGAGCCUGACAGCUUUGAGCCAGAGAGAUGGAGAGAGAGGAAUGCAGGCCAGGAGCACCUCCUCUGUUCUUUUGGAAAUGGACCAAGGAGCUGUAUUGGAGCUAAACUCACAGAUGUUUUCCUUAAGGAAGCGUGCAUGUACCUGUUGCAGCACUAUGACUGGUGUGUGGAUCCCCCAUCCCAGGAUCUCCAGUACAAAUGGCUGCCUGUGUCCCGCCCUGCAAACCCACCCACACUCUCCUUCACCUGAAGUCUGGUCAGGAGCACAUGAGACAGCAGCUGCACAUGCUAGGGACAGCCAGAGUGGUUAGUGACCUAGAGGGGAGAGUUUAUAACAGUUUUGAAUAGCAAUGGGUUAUCAAUGUUGAUCAGAUGUUGUAAAUUUAACUUAUAUUUGGCUACAAUAUUUUUGUGGCUUUGCAUCAGUCUGAACUUUUCUCUAACUUAACAAAAUGUAAAUAUGUGGGCUUUGCGAUGACUUUUAAAAGAGUAAUACUGGUAUUGGCAAAUAUCGCCUAAAAGCUAUAACAGCAAGAAAAUGUCAGUAUCACUUAAAAAAUAUAUAUCAGACCAUUUUAGAGAUGACUGAACUGAACUGUGAAAUCAUACAUUAUUGAUUGCAUGUUUGGCAUAAAUUUUUCUAUUUGACUCAGGUUUUCAUAAUUAGCUGUUGACAUAAGAGAUUUUCACUCAUAACCUGCUGUUAAUAAGAGAGGUGUGAGGUGUUUUUUUUCUUUUUAGACUCUGUGACAGAGUGUGGAAAUUUACAUGAGAAAAAACAUGGAAAAGUACAAGAGGAUAUAAAGUAAAAUAAUAUUAGCAAUAUUAUUUUAUUAUUAUUAUAUUAUAUAAUAUAUUUUAGCAUUUUACCUUCCAAAACACCUUCCAGAAUUAUAUUUUAAUACAACCAGGAAAUACAUUCCAUUCUGGUACCAUAUACAGUACAUUCCGAUGAGAAUGUUCAGUUAAUAAUAUAUCCCAGCAAAUAUAAACACAUUUUAUUUUAUUUGACGCUUUCACAAUAUAAUAUGCAUCUAUUGUUACCAUGACUACAGUUGUAUGAGAAAACAAACAUUACUUAACCUGAUAUAAAUUAAAUGCUAUAUAUGAACACGAUAUACUUAUCUAUUUAAAGGUACAGUUUGCAACUUUCUGGAGAAGCCACAUCACCUACAUAAUUCCAUGGAGAUAGAAAGUUAAAACCAUGUAUCUAUGUUCCUCAUCAAAACCUCGGCCCAUCCUCAUCUUAAGUUAUCACCAUAAGCACGUAGAACAGCAUGUAGAACUUUGUACGGAACUCACCGCACAUCUGCCCGGAGCAGAAGCACUUAGUUCGAAUAACAAUAGCAGCCCACAGCGGUAAAGACAUGGGAGCAUUCACUGUAGUGCACAGCCCCUCAGGACAGAGCUGGGGGUCUGGGUCCUUGGUCUUGUACCAUCCUCCGAGCGAGUUGGUCAGUUAGGUACAGAGGCUCUGUCCUCCAUGUGCUGGUUCCAGACGGAGGCGAGUAAGACCAGUGCGCAAUGGACUGGGUCCGAGUGGUUCUGUGCCGUCCUCUGUGCACUGGUUCCAUGCGGAGAAAGCGAGAAUGCGCUAUGGACUGCAGGUCCGGGCGGGCUGCUUCAGUCCUUCGUGCUUGAGGGCUGCGGCUGAUUUCAAGGUGAUGCAAAGCAUUCAGACAAAAGCAUGAAUCCAGUUUGUUUUGUUAAGUUGUUCUGAGGGGUCCAUCCUCCGCACAUGUGUUUUUUCCCGGGGAAAGCACUUCUCAGGCCAAGGCACCUAACAUCACUCCCCGCUCCAGCUCCUCUGAGCCCGGCCUGAACCAGAGCUGCUCCUGCUGGGUCAGGACUCUGGUUUGGAUCUAGUCCGGGUAUAGCAUUUCUCACACUAGGCUAAAUGCAGUUAAUUUUAUAAGUUGAAUCAACUGAAUAGGAGCUAUUCAGUUUAGGCUGCCUGUGGCAUUCACCCUGUUGUCUUUUUUCACAUUUGGGUCUGUAUUGCUUAACAGUUCGGAGAUGGUGACCCCCGAGAUAUUGAUGGGUAUUUCGCACACUGCUUAUAUCCACUGGAACAACAUUUCAGUAGCUUCAAAGAGGUUCAUUUUGGUGUUAUUUGGAAACAGCUUCAUAGAAACAAGUAGAAGUAGGUUUGUAGAGAUGCAAACCCAAUCCAGGCAAAUCCAUUCAAUUUUUUGGCUAAAAAGUCUCAUAAUGUGGUUUUAAAUUUAAAAGAUGUCUUAAUAUACAAAGUCAGUGCAAGGUUAAAAGUACUAGCUUAAUAUUAAUACAUUGUUGGAUCUUACCAAAAUUGUAUCAAUUAAUAGACCUGAGUUUGGAUAAAUGCUUUUUUUUGUAAAUCCAACAAGUAGCACAAUAAUACUCUGCAAUAUAGUAGGCAUCAGAACAGCAGAACCUCCCAUUCAUAACAACAGAACUAUAAAUGAAACCAGUUCUAUAAAUAGCCAUAUCAAGCAGCCCAUGUCCAUUGUGAAAUCAAGGACGCAGGCGGAGAGGUAGAGCUCUGAGAUUCCAUCACUGACAGACUGCAGACCUGUCUCCCCUCCCCCUCCGACACCUAGCAACCAGUGCUUAGCAACAGUUCGUCAUCCUCACACCGAGGCUGCUUUUAGUAUGCAAGUCACACACACACACACUCAGACCUGCUUAUUUUUGAACACAUUCACAUACAGGCAGUGAUCAGCUCCCAGUGAAUCACAUGAAAAGCAUAUACCAGCAGGACGCCGCCUCCAGCUGACCCACCCCCAACACUUAGUAGCACAUGACUCAUAAUAAGUGCGAUUAUUAAUUAGGAAGGAGAUGUUUUAAUUGCAUAUUUAUUCCUAAGUGCGUACGUGAGCGUUGAAGUCCACCAUGUACUUGCGUCACUUGUCUUAAUGUGUAACUUAAGAAUGUAGGCUGCUAUGGCGAGGUCAAGUACAAAGUGUGAAAAUUUUAUUCGUAAGUUGUUUACUAUGUUUUUAUUAUUGUAACUGUGUCAAUAACUUGUGAGUCAUUGCCACAAGGUCAAGAAGUUUCUGAAGGUACCAUAUGUAGUGCUAUAAUGAUGCAAUGCUACAACAUAUCCCCAUAUCCAUAACUGCUAAAGGGACACUAUGUUAUUGCUUUGACAAGAAUGUUCCACAGUAUAGCAUUUUAAAGUACUAUAUUAUCCAGAUUGGCUAUUGUGAGCUUUUAGCCGUAUUAGAACAUUGUUAACUCAUCAAAUACAUACCCAGAGUUGUGUUUUGUUCACACGUGUUGGAGUAACCCAUUAGUGUAUCUACAUCUCCAAAGCUCAAAAUGCUCUAUUCCACCUUGUGAUGUCAUGAAAUGGUAGUUUUCAUGUUAACAGCUACCCUUUACAUUUUGUUCAGUAGAGAUUGGAAGUUCCACAGCUGAAAUGAUCCAAAUGGUUCUAGUUAAGGUGUAUGGCACACAACGGAGCACUUCCUGUAUUACCGCUUAACAUCACAAGGAGAGUAUUCAAUGAGGAAAUCAACAUUAUAACAGACAUCAGAAAAUAGCUUAGUCCUUUAACUGAUAAUACUUUAUGGUGAAGUGUUGGGCAUUUUUUGUAAUAAAAACACCUAAAAAUGAAUAAAUAAAAAUCUCUUAAAUGCCAUGCUUUGGAACAUUCCAGGCAAAUUAAUAUCAUCUCCUUGGUGACAAGUAGGUAGCGGAGCCUCCACCAAAAACUUUACAUAUUGCACCAUUAAUAGUUACAUUCAGUAUUCUGCUUAACAAAAUGUAUUGUUAUAUUUCUGCAAAGAUUUGAAAAUGUCCAAAAACAAAAAUAAUUUUACAGAGUGGAAAUGUAUGAAUAAUAUUUUAAU